Messenger RNA from Tigriopus californicus, 908 nucleotides. RefSeq lists its product as uncharacterized. Bases 195 to 824 code for a protein of 209 amino acids. The record is from RefSeq and is a predicted model, not a curated record. The transcript has 4 exons. NCBI's taxonomy places the organism in Eukaryota, Metazoa, Arthropoda, Copepoda, Harpacticoida, Harpacticidae.
UGACACUUGCCACAUCAAUCGAAACCGAGAUAUUUUUCUAAAGUGCGCAACUGACUCGAAGUGAGGAAAAUGAUUAUUCGCAGUUUGAAAGCCUGACACUUCAGUCGAAUUUCAAUCUUGUUCUUUCUCUCUCCAACAAUUGUCUCUGCUUUGUCAACCCUUAAGAGGGCCAAGCAUCUGUUUUCCAGGGAACAAUGUUAUACGCAAGAUUUAUUACCCUUGUUUUGUUGUUCCGAGGCCAGGCUGCUUACAUACAUGACUUCAUGGCUUUUGAACAAUUUUGGGAGCAAGAUGGCUCUGGAAUGGACGGCUCUGGGAUGGACGGCUCUGGGAUGGACAGGUCUGGGUUCAGCAUUAAAGAAUGGCCACCUUUCGAUGAUCCAUCGCAAACUUGUGACGGAACCAGGGAUCAAGUAAUCAACAUUACCUUCACGGACAUCACUGGGUGCUACCAAUUCCAAACGCCCUUUUUUAAUGAUGGCGGAUAUCUAAAUUCGACUGCAUUCGUUGAGACCAACAAAUUUUACAUUUGCCAAUUUGAUAAUCUGUUUGGCGACAAUGAUGUUAUGGGGACAGUGACCAUUUUCAAAGAAGGUUUCGAGUUCCCAAAAAAUGGCGAUUGUGUCGAUUAUUUUGGAAUCGGUGUUGUGGACGAAAUCAGAGAUCCCGAUGAUUUUAGCAACGUCGUGGGCUUUGACAUGUUUUGCGGAACACUCUCUUCGGACAAAGAGCGAACCUUCAAUUCCAAUUUCAUUUCUUUUGAAUUGUUUGCCGAUAGGACAAUCAGCGGUAAUGGCGCAGAAGUUCUUUUGUGUUUUGAUUGAAGCAAGAAGUGAGUUGGCUGCUCGUUUGCCGCGCGUAUGAGAAACAAAGUUUGAUAUGAAAGAUUAAAAAAAGAGAGAUGAAAU